AUGGAUGGAUCGCUGCUGCAAGAGGGUGACAUCAUGAAGCGGCCGCAGCUGGCGAAGACGCUGCGUAUCAUAGCAGAGGAGGGAGUCGACGCCUUCUACAACGGCGACUUGGGGCGCCGCUUUGUGAAGGACGUGCAGGACCUACAAGGCAUUAUUACUAUGGACGACCUCAGCAACUACACGGUGAAGUGGGAGAAGCCGGUGACGUCACAGCUGAGCGACGGCCACACGCUGUACACAGUGCAGCUUCCUGGUUCGGGCCCUCUGCUGGCCUUCAUCAUCAACAUUCUGGACUCGUGGAUACCCACUGCCUCGCUCGCCGCCACCUGGCAGCGCAUUGUCGAGGCCUUUAAGUUCGCCUACGGCCGCCGCACGGAGCUCGGCGACCCAGACUUCGUCGACAUCGACCAGUUGAUUAAGAACUUGACAUCGCGGGACUACGCUGCCGGUAUCCGGAAAUCCAUCUUCGACGAUCGCACCUUCCAGGACCCGGGGUAUUAUGGAUCUGUUCUGUCGCAACCAGAAAACCACGGCACCGCGCACAUAUCAGUCUUGGCUCCCAACGGAGAUGCGGUGGCUGUUACCUCGACUGUCAACCUCUUGUAA
Gryllus bimaculatus (two-spotted cricket) is the source of this 606-nucleotide messenger RNA. Lineage: Eukaryota; Metazoa; Arthropoda; Insecta; Orthoptera; Gryllidae. The record is from the annotation of a GenBank genome assembly.